Molecule: messenger RNA, 1698 nt
Organism: Didymodactylos carnosus
Lineage: Eukaryota; Metazoa; Rotifera; Eurotatoria; Philodinida; Philodinidae
Source: the annotation of a GenBank genome assembly
AUGGAUGGAAAACAAUCUAUGAUUGAUGAAAUAGAAGCAAUAAAAGCCAUAUACUGUUGUCAAAAUGAAAUAUUUGUUGAAUAUAAUAGUCAAAGUACAUACGUUUUUCUCUUUAAAAGUUUUAAUUUUCUCGUUUUGUUUCGAGAUAUUCCAACAUCUAUCACGUAUAAUGGAUUCAAUAAAAAAGACAAAUCUAUUUAUUUUUCUGUUACUGUUCAAUUGGAUAAUCUGCCAAGAUGCAUAUGUAUCAAUAGUAGUUCAUUAACAAAAGCUGAAUUAAAUCAUUUAAAGUCGAUAUAUGAAAUUAAACAAAUAAAUGAAGAUUUAACAUUACAUGAAUUAUUUAUUCUCAUUAAAAAUUAUGUCGAUGAUAUGAUAACAAAUAAAAAAUUGAGUUCAGAUGAAAUAAAUAAAUCAUUGAAUACAAUGACAUCGUUAAUGAAAAUUGAUCAUAUGAGAUCAUCAAAAAUUUAUAUGAAACAUCUUCAAGAUUGGACAAAUUUAUUUGAAUUAACUGGUAGAGUAUUACAUAUACCACAUUCAAUCUUUAUCCUCGUUGAAGGAACAAAUGAAAAAAUAAAGUCGUUUGUAAUAAAAUUAAAAACACAUACGGUUGAUAUUGACAGUAGAGGACGUCCCUGUAAAGAAAGAUUGUUGUCACAUAUCAUUGAUUUGGAUCAUAAACAAAUAGACAUGUUGCCGUUAAUCUUUUCGGCAGCUGGAACACUAUCAACAUUCAGUUUAGCUUAUUUUGUGUAUUAUAAACCUGAAUGGAUAGUAAAACUCUAUUUUAAAUUAAAUGAAAUGAAAUGUGGCAUCACAAAAUAUACAUUACCUAUUAAUGAUCAAACGAGUUUUAGCUAUUGUGAAAAAGGAAUAAGAACAGAUGCCAAAACCAGUAUUCUAUUCAUUCAUGGUCUGGCAUCAAAUAAAGAAAGUUGGGUACCAAUAGUUAAAAAUAUUCCUGAUACUUAUCAUUGUAUCAUGGUUGAUCUACAAGGACAUGGUGAAACAAUUUGUGAUGAGACUUAUACAAUCGAUGGAUUUAUUAAAGUAUUAAAAACUUUCAUUGAUUGCUCUGGUUUAAUAGAUACAAAAAAACCAUUAUGUUUAAUAGGCUCGUCAAUGGGUGCAGCGAUAGCAGCUUUGUUUUCUGCUCGAUAUCCCGAUUAUGUAAGCAUGGUCUGUUUAUUAGCUCCGCCGGCUAACGAAGCAUGUGAAACUGAGUUAGCGAGAUCAAUACGUCUCGGUUGUUAUGAAACAAUUUUACCACAGACAAAUGAGCAAUUUCGAAACAUGCUCAGUGUAUUCAGUGUAAAAAAAUUAAAUUUCCCAGGACCUUUGAUGAAUGGAUUUCUCGAAUUAAGAAAACGAAGUAUUGUACAACAUAGAAAAGUAUUAGAUUCGUUAUUAUCGAUAGAGUAUCCAAAAUUAGAACAAUCGUAUAAUGAAUUAAAGAAUAUCUCAUGUCCAACAUUAAUAUUAUGGGGACGAGAUGAUAAACUGUACAGAUAUUCUGGUGCAGACUAUUUCAAAUCAAUCAUACCAAAUUCAGAAGCUAUAAUUCUCGAUGAGUGUGGACAUUUUAUGGGUUUAGAUCAAGGCGAAAAAAUUGCAAAUUAUAUAACACAAUUUUAUGAUAAAAACUGUGCAGAUACAAGUCGUGUGUCGAUAGCACCCGUUAUUACGGAUGAAUAA